This is a messenger RNA of Ogataea angusta, 348 nucleotides long. RefSeq lists its product as uncharacterized. NCBI's taxonomy places the organism in Eukaryota, Fungi, Ascomycota, Pichiomycetes, Pichiales, Pichiaceae. The record is from RefSeq and is a predicted model, not a curated record. The coding region runs from base 1 to 348 and encodes 115 amino acids. The transcript has 2 exons.
AUGGUAAAGAUCCUGUUUAUCAGUGAGAUCCAAAUCAGGAUCAUAUUCGGGCAUAUCACCUUUUUUGAGCAAAUCCAUGAUAUUUCCAAUGAUUGGGACAAGAGUCAGGAUCAUUAUUGUGAUGCAUCGCUGAUUAGGGAACUUCCACCACAUUGCGACUCCAACCCAAAUAGCCAAAACUGGACCGCGCCGGAAGGAGAUGAAUAUUCCAUGGUCUUAAACUCGUCGUAUCCGAAAUUGUUGAUCAUCAAACUAGCGAAUAUUACAGGACCCGAUGUAACAGUCACGCAGAAGCCAAAUAGAAAAGAGCUCCAUGUAGUCCAAUCAGUCAAGCAUUCUUUGGCCUGA